Mya arenaria is the source of this 7358-nucleotide messenger RNA. RefSeq lists its product as uncharacterized. The coding region runs from base 301 to 1536 and encodes 411 amino acids. The record is from RefSeq and is a predicted model, not a curated record. Lineage: Eukaryota; Metazoa; Mollusca; Bivalvia; Myida; Myidae. The transcript is spliced from 5 exons.
UCCCCUGAUAAAUCGAGACAUUAUUUUUUCUGUAUUUUCUUCCCUACUUUGCUUCUAUAGAGGAUUAAAUUUGCGAGGUAUGGCCACGAGUAUCUUAAGAACAUGUUUGAGUAUUUUGAUUACCAAUGCACGUGUCCAUAACUGUGAUUUAAAUGCAAUCGUAUUUCUAAUUUGUUUCGGACACGGAGCAAUUCGGAUAACACUUGAUUUCUUGAUGUUAAAAUUGGUUGCCUAACUUCCCAGUAGUUUUAUUGCAAUCAAUGCAGUGGUUCUUCCUAUCACACUGGCUAAAGAGAAUGCAUGUUGGAGGACACACAGCGACCCAGUGAGCAGAAGGGUUCGGUGCAGAGAGUUGGAGAAUUCAUGUUGAGGCAGGCAAAGGUGUUUUUUGGAUCGUUCAGAGGAAAGUCAUUCAGGGAACAGAUGAAGACAAAGAACUUCUAUGUUUUGGUGUUGUUUAUCCUCGCAACAUUAACAACAUUAUACAUCCUUGUCGACCCGUCACCCAACCUCCACACCAUCGUCACAGAAACACAUCGUCAAAUAUCGAACAUCCAUAUUCCAACAAACAUACGUCAAACCAAGAAAGAACUGCUUGAAGUUGACAAAAAAUAUCUCGACAUUUUGGAUUUUCCAUAUUCAACGAUUAAACCCCCUUUAACAGUUGUGCCAAAAAAUGUCACAAGGGCUGUUAGAGCUAAAAGACUUCUGGAUGCCGAAGUUCUAGCGAAAGAUCCCGUGAUUGUCGUUCCAUUGUUAUCUGGCUGUUAUGACGAGGCAGUCAGGUUCCUUAAUUCCGUAAAGAAGUAUGUUCCGAAGAAGCUGGUUGUGUUCUACGAUCUUGGGAUCAGUGGCAAGGAAAAUACUAUGCUAUCAAAAGCGUGCAAUGGUAGCGUAUACAACUGUGAAGUGAAGACGUUUGUCUUCAACAGAUACCCUUCACAUGUACGCUCGAACAGUCUGGGGGCGUAUGUACCUCUCCUUUUACAGGAGAGUCUAAACUCUUACCACGCUGUUAUAUGGUCCAACCCACAGGAAUACUUCAUCAAUGGAAUGCAAAGUAUCGCCGGUGUGAUUUCAAAGGCCAGGGAGAUUGGAAUAGUCGCGUGGUCAAUCAAAGAUACAACAUCUAGUAUAACUUAUUUCAAGAUGUACACAUUUUUUGAUGUCAAAAAGGAGCAGUAUUAUUUCCACAGGGCGGUGAAAACUAGCCAUCUAGUUGUGUUUAAUACCGAAAAGGUUCGGACGAAAAUAAUGCUGCCAUGGAUAAAAUGUGCGUUAGUAGAGGAGUGUAUUAGUCCUACCGGUUCGCAAAACUCUGGUGGAUAUUGUAGCGAAAAACGACCAAGGUAUUUGUAUUCGGGAUGCCAUCAUUACGAACAGUCCGCGCUUAAUUUGAUCUUAGGGAAAGAGUUUAGCUUUGUGGAGACACCUUAUAUCGCUAAUGAAGAAAUAUUCGGGGUGGAAAGCACCAACAAAUCUGUGACUUCGUCUAUAAUGGUGACAAAAGAGGAUGAUGCUCAAACCAUAUCUUAAAUAUCUGUUUGAAUUAAGUUCAAUUUUAAUUUAAACUGUAUAAAGUUUGUACAUGUAUGUAUCAACUCUGAGCUAUGAGUUUUAUUUGGCUCGCUUAACUUAUUAUGAUUUGAAAGAGAAACACAUUAAAGCAGCACUUUCACAGAUUGAACCUUUUGACAACUUUUUAUUUUGUGUCUUGGAAUGAGCCAAUUUUUGCGAAAAAUGCAUGGAAACCAGUCAUCUAAGACUACUGACAAAAAUUUAGAUCACAGGUUCUCAUAUUUAUAAUAAAAAAUAGAGGUUUUAUGCAUUUUUCUUGAAGCGUUUAGUACUUACUUAGUAAGGCUUUUAGCCAUAAAUAAUUUCUUUUUGAACAAACAUAUGAAAAAAAUGUGAUCUAAUCUUUUGUCAGCAGUCUUAUAGUCUUAUUUCACUGGUUUUUAGAUAUUUACACAAAAUUGGCUCAUUCCAAGACAAAAAAUAAAAAAGUUGUCAAAACGUUCAAUAUGUGAGAGUGCAGCUUUAAAGGCUGUCAGAAAAUUUUGGGUGAUGCCAAAAUUGUCUUUUUGGAUUUUAAUGCAUUAUUUUGUUUUCUUCAUUUGAAUGUAUUAAUCAAAUAAAAAAAGCAGGGGAUUGACUGAUAUAAAAAUAAAGCAAUAUUUUGGCGCUUUUUUAACUUCGGACUUUGUGGCUUAAUUCACAAUUAUCAAAUAUUACAUUUAUUUAAAUUUUUUCAUACUUUUUCCAUGUAUAAAGAGUGUAGUGGCGAGGCAUAUUCAUAAGAGAACAGUAUUUUUCUCGCCAUUUUAGAACUGAGGCUGGGGCCUCUUUUAUUGCAAAAAAUGUGUCAUUUUUACUGUUAGUGAUUUUAACAAUGGCAAAAAAUGGUGUAUAAAUUAUAGUUUGCAAUAAUUUAUUAUAAAACAUAAAUUAUUUAAACAAGUUUUGUGAGUUGUAACUAAUAUUAUAAGUUAUGGGGUUGGAGAGUGACCUGAUAUGGGGUAUUAUUUUUUAUGCAGAUUUUUUUUAUGUCUGACCCUUUAAAAGAUGACCAUUUUCAUUGAUGUAUGUGCAUUUGCAGGAUGAAUUAUUUUAAAAUGAAUAUAUAUCCAAAAUUUCAUACCUUAAGGACUGAUAGUUAUUCCCUCAAAACCCAUGGUUAUGAAAAGAAAACAAAUACCCUUGUAUUCAAGGGUAUGUAUUCAAGUGGUGUUAAAAAUGAAUCACUGAUUCAGAGCAUAAAAAGAGACUAUUUUAUUUGUGUUUUAAUAUUAAAGACUGUAUAUAUUUUAUGUACUUUUGAUGCCGAUUGAGCUUAGAUCAAACCUUUUUUUAUUCAAUGGAGUAAAACAUGUAUCUAGUAGAUGGAUUUUCCUAUUUUAUGUCACUCUAGCAUAAUACAAUACAGUCGAACCCCUUUGGCUCGAACUCACAGGGACUGGCGAAAAUACCUCGAGCCUCGCAAAGUUCGAGCCAGACGUGAGUGCUUACGUUGAGUAUAAAGAAAUUGGUCCUUCAUAUCAAGCCAAUAAGGAGUUCGAGCCAAGUGAUUUCGAGCCAACGAGGAUUGACUGUAUUUUCAUUUAUCUCAUUACAUAACUGGUUUUGUGUGUAAUUCAACCAUUAAAUAUUUUCUUUGUAUUAUUGACAUUUCGCCCUACUAAUUUAGUGUCAAAAUAUUUACCAAAAAUGAGUAAAAUUUUCAUUGGUGAUGUGAUCUAAAGAAUGUUACAUUUGUUGCCAUUUAAUGCAAUACUAUAUGAUACUUUUUUCAGUAAAAUUGUACAGCUUGACAAAAACUCGCUUUUUAUAUGCCCGUAUAUAUAAUGAAAUAAUCAAGGCAUAAAAUCUUGGACAAGUUCGAUAACCAGCCAUUAAAUAUCACCCUGGUCACUUGAGAGUAAUCACCCUUUUAUGAUAGAAACUACCUUUAUAUGAAUCAGAAUGUGUAUGGGCGUAACUAUUGGACAAAUUUGAUAACUAGCCAAUUGCUUCUGUAACUCAAGAGUUAUUGCCCUUUCAUUAUUGAAAGUACCUUAAAUUGGUCUUGUCAGAUCAAUAACUUUAGCCCUUGUCAAAUCAUCGCUUACUUUGGUACAAAAUGUGUAUGAAUGUAAUAUCUCAAACAAUCUUGAUAACCAGCCAUAUUUCUUGGUCAUUCGAGAGUUAUCGCCCUUUAAUUGUAGAAAAUACCUAAAAUCAAUGUUGUCUGAUUAAUAACUAUAGACAUCUUAAUCCAAUAAUCACCAAUUUUUGGCACAAUAUGUAUGGGCAUAAUAUCUCAGACAAGUUCAAUAGCAAGCUACCUGUAUAAUGUCCUAGUCAAUUGAGAGUUAUCACCCUUUGAUUAUAGAAAUUGCCUUAUAUCAGUCUUGUAUGAUAAAAAAACUUGAGAAUUAAGCUUUUGAGAAAUGAUCAUCAAAUUGGGUCAGAAUGUGUAUGGGCAUAAUGUCAUGUUCUGUUAUAAUGAGCCAUUUGUUCAGAAUUUUGUUAAAGUUAACAGCAUUGUUAACUUUAAAGUUGUUACUGCUCCAGAAGUUUAAUUGCUACACUUUUGAUCCGCUGUAUUUCUAACAAUACAUUGUAUUUGAGACAACUGUUUCAGCAGUUGAUGUUUAUAUUUAAAUGUGUGAGCAAAUCCUGAAAUGAUUCACGUUUAAAAAUGUCCAACGACAUGGUUAAUCUAGUUAUUAACUUAAAGAAGGUCUGAACAAUCAGUGCUUUGUGUAAUAAUAACUUUUAAUAAAUCAGUUCACAAUAAUAUUAAUUAGUUUGUUUAUGGAAUCAUUAUAUAUAUUAAUUUCAAUGAUUUUUUGUUUAUUAAGUAGAUGUGUUCUUAAUGUCUAGAUUCAAGUUUGUAAACAUUUUCUUACUGCUAUUUCAACUAAGCUCAUUAAAUCCAUGUUUGCCGGGAAUUAUUGACACUGAAAAUCUGUUUUCUCUGGUUAUAAAUGAUGUGUUAUAAAUGAUAUCAUAGAUGGAGUAUAUGAGCUAUCAUAACAUUGCCAUAUUCAAAUGUAUAUACACAUGUAUAAAAACAUAUAUAUAUAUAUGUAACAGGACAUUGUAUGCUAUUGAUGGGAGUUUUUUUGUUUUUAUUCCAUUAUACAUGUAUUAGUAUUUAAAAGGUAUUUUCAUAAUUAUCAUAUCAUAAGCGUGUUAAAAUUAAAUUAAUUUUUUUAUGUUUAAAAAAGCAUAUUAUAUUUAGAAUGAUACCUUUGUUAUAGCCAUCACUUUGUAUGUAUAUUAUCAAUGCCAAGAAUAAUCCAAUGAGAUAGAUAUUUAGUUCAUUGUUUAUUUGAAGAGAGAGGUUCAUCUGUCAGAGCCUUGGUGUUGUUGUUGCUUUGGUGUUGUUAUCGCCAUUGUACACAAACUUUGACCUUACGCAUAAAAAACGGUCAAUAUAUUACAAUGAAAGUUAGUACACAUGUUGCUAGAAACAGUACAAAUAUAAAAUUAUGCACAGUUUUUUCCACUUUUUAAGGGAAUGUUGGCAGUGCCAUUUGAUAGAAGAAAAAUAGUGUCUUUUUGUCAAAAAGGGGAAAAAUACUAACUUGAUUCAUAUAAUGUUCUUUUUACUUUGGCUUGGGAAAAUAUAUACUUUUUAUACGCCCAUCUUACGAUGGCCGUAUUAUGGGAACACUCAUGGCGGCUCCACAAUGUUGUCCGCUCUCUAACUUGAACAUUUCUCAUCCAAUUUCCACCAAACUUCAUGAAAGUGUUUGUUGGUGAAAUAUCUAGGUCAAGUUCAAUAACCAGCCAAAUCGCUUUAGGCACUCCAGAGUUAUGGCCCCCUGAAUUUGUCAAAAUUGGCCAUUUUAGCUUUGUCCGCUCUCUAACUUGAUCAUUUCUCAUCCAAUUUCCACCAAACGUCAUGAAAGUGUUUGUUGGUGAAAUAUCUCGGUCAAGUUCAAUAACCAGCCAAAUCGCUUUAGGCACUCCAGAGUUAUGGCCCCCUGAAUUUGUCAAAAUUGUCCAUUUUAGCUUUGUCCGCUCUCUUACUUGAAUAUUUCUCAUCCAAUUUCCACCAAACUUCAUGAAAGUGUUUGUUGGUGAAAUAUCUAGGUCAAGUUCGAUAACCAGCCAAAUCGCUUUAGGCACUCCAGAGUUAUGGCCCCCUGAAUUUGUCAAAAUUGGCCAUUUUAGCUUUGUCCGCUCUCUAACUUGAUCAUUUCUCAUCCAAUUUCCACCAAACAUCAUGAAAGUGUUUGUUGGUGAAAUAUCUCGGUCAAGUUCAAUAACCAGCCAAAUCGCUUUAGGCACUCCAGAGUUAUGGCCCCCUGAAUUUGUCAAAACUGUCCAUUUUAGCUUUGUCCGCUCUCUAACUUGAACAUCUCUCAUCUAAUUUCCACCAAACUUCAUGAAAGUGUUUGUUGGUGAAAUAUCUAGGUCAAGUUCGAUAACCAGCCUAAUCGCUUUAGGCACUCCAGAGUUAUGGCCCCCUGAAUUUAUCAAAAUUGGCCAUUUUAGCUUUGUCUACUCUCAAACUUUUUUUUUUUGAACAGUUUUUAUCCGAAUUUCACCAAACUUGCUACUAUAAAUGUUUGUUGGUAUAUAUUCUUGGCAAAGUUCUAUAACCAGCCAGGCUCUUCAGGAUUAUGGCCCUUGAAUUGGUCAAAAUUUGCCAUUUUUGCUUUGUCCACUGUCUAAUUUGAACAGUUAUCAUCUGAUCUUCACCAAACUUGCUGAAAAUAUUUGUUGGUAAAAUAAAUCGGUCAAGUAUGAUAAUCAGCCAAAUGCCCCGAAGCACUUCAGGAUUACUGCCCUUGCCAUUUAAGCUUUGUCUACUCUCUAACUUGAACAAUUCUCAUCUGACCUUCACCAAACUUGCUGAAAAUGUUUGUAGCUAUAAAAUCUUUACCAAGAAUGUUGUUUGCCGGUAUAAAUGCUUUGCCAAGUACACACUGAUUGUCUCUUGGGUACGAUUAAGGAUGAAUCAUCUCUUGGAGACGAUUUUUACAUGAAUGUUGUUUUUCAAAUCCCGAACACGUUGAUCGUCUUUGGGAAAUCAUUUGCUUCUUGAAAAGCUUGCUUCUCAAAGGGCCAAUGUGACAGUAAGUUGUCUUAGAAUCCAAGAAAUUAUUGAUGGGCGUAUUUUGUGAGUGUCACUCUUGUUCAGGAGGGGAAUCGGGCGGAAUCUCGGGCUGAAAAUAUACUUCAAACAUUAAAGGAAUGAAUUGUGGGGUUGGUGUCUUUAUUUGGGUAUGAACACAGUUGGUCUGUUUAAACUGUGUGGAGUCAGAAGCUGUACUGUUGUUAUUAGCAUUUCAAUUUGAAGUUAAAAAGUGUUUUGUAGUGAUUUUUUUCAAGCAUUAUUGUGACAUCAUAUGAUAAACUGUUUCCGGUUAAAGUCAUGUUGCUCUAUUUACAGAAUAGGUGAAAAAAAAUACUGUAAGCUUUUAAAUGAAAUAAAUAUUCUUUUAACAAUUCUUGAAUGAAAUAUUGGUGUAAAUACAAGUUACGAAUUGUGGAUUGAUGUCAUUAUAUGGGAAAUGAAGGCAGUUGGGUGUGGUUAAAGUACGGUGGAGGCCUUGACUCCACACGCAUUAACCAGCCCAACUGCGUUCAUACCCCGAUAAUGACACCAAUCCCGCAAUUCAUUCCUUAUAUAAAGCUAUGCCUUAUGAAAACAAAAGCAGAGCAUUGGCAAUUGUGUAAGUAAGCUUUUAGCUACAAAACAUCGAAAUUAGGCUCCAAAAGUUACUGAAUACGGGGCUGUUUGAUAUCUAGUGUACAUGUGUUUUAUCUCUUUACAGUCUGUUAUCCAUGUUUGUUAUUUGAAACAAGUUUUUUAUUUAUAAUAAAUGUACUUAGGACAAAAGAAUAAAGAAAAAACAACA